Molecule: messenger RNA, 146 nt
Organism: Funneliformis caledonium
Lineage: Eukaryota; Fungi; Glomeromycota; Glomeromycetes; Glomerales; Glomeraceae
Source: the annotation of a GenBank genome assembly
AUCAAGGUGAAAUUUAUGAAGAUAAUUUAAUUGAUAAAAUUGCUAAAAUUUCUUUAACAAAUAAAGAAAGUAGUAAUAUUGAAGAUAAAGAUGUAAUUGAUUAUAAUAUUGAUAAUCUAGUAAAUAAAUAUGGAUUAGAUAGUUAA